Acaromyces ingoldii is the source of this 1788-nucleotide messenger RNA. RefSeq names its product dihydroxy-acid and 6-phosphogluconate dehydratase. Lineage: Eukaryota; Fungi; Basidiomycota; Exobasidiomycetes; Exobasidiales; Cryptobasidiaceae. Gene Ontology annotation, cellular component: mitochondrion. The record is from RefSeq and is a predicted model, not a curated record. The transcript has 7 exons. Gene Ontology annotation, molecular function: dihydroxy-acid dehydratase activity. Gene Ontology annotation, biological process: branched-chain amino acid biosynthetic process. Bases 1 to 1788 code for a protein of 595 amino acids.
AUGACAACGACGGCAAAGAAGCCCGAGGUGGUGCUGCGGAGCACCAAGCCGCCGACUGCCAAUGAGGCGACCGUGCUCAACAAGUUCUCGCGCGAGGUCACGCAGAGCCCAGAGCGAGGAGGGGCGCAGGCAAUGUUGCAUGCCGUGGGCCUCAGCGUCGACGACCUCAACAAGGCCCAAGUGGGAAUCUCUUCCGUCUGGUGGGAGGGCAAUCCCUGCAACAGUCACCUUCUUGAGCUUGGCAGAGACGUAAAGGAAGGCUGCAAGGCAGCCGGGCUCGUUGGCCUCCAAUUCAACACCAUUGGUAUCUCCGACGCCAUCACAAUGGGCGGGCAAGGCAUGCGGUUCUCGCUGCCCUCGCGCGACAUUAUCGCCGACUCCAUCGAGAGCGUCAUGGUUGGCCAGAGCUACGAUGCCAACGUCUCCAUCGUCGGCUGUGAUAAGAACCCGCCGGGUGCACUGAUGGCUGCGAUGCGCUACAACCGCCCUUGUCUCCUCGUUUGGGGAGGAACCAUCAUGCCGGGCUUUCACCAGCGCGACAUCCCCCACAUGGAUCGCAAGGCCGGCGACAAGUGCCAGAUCUCCGACAACUUUGAGGCCAGCGGAGCGUACAUCACCGGCAAAAUUACAAACGAAGAGAGGCUCGAUAUUGUUCGCAACUCUUGUCCUGGACCGGGCGCCUGCGGCGGAAUGUACACGGCCAACACCAUGGCCAGCUUUCUCGAGGUCACGGGCAUGUGUCUGCCCGGCACAUCGGCCACGCCUGCCAUUCAUCCGGCCAAGCGGCAGGAGUGCCUCCGUGUCGGCGCUGCGGUGCGGAGGAUGCUCGAACUCGACAUCAAGCCUCGAGACAUUCUCACGAAGAAAGCAUUUGAGAAUGCCAUUGUCCUCAUCAACGUCCUCGGCGGAAGCACAAAUGCCGUGCUUCAUCUCCUCGCCAUUGCCCGCUGCGGUGACGUGGAUCUAACAAUUGACGACUUCCAAAGAAUUGCAGACAAGACGCCAUUUCUGGCCGACAUGAAGCCGUCCGGAAAGUACCUGAUGGAAGACCUCUUUCGGGCUGGCGGACUGCUGCCUUUGAUCAGAUAUCUGGCAGACAGGGGAAUGCUCCACCUCGAUGUCAUGACGUGCACCGGAAAGACGCUCGGAGAAAACUUGGCCGAUGUGGAACCGCUCCGAUUCGACAAUCAGGACAUCAUUCUUCCGCUCGAGCGGCCCCUUAAACCCAUUGGCCACCUGACGAUCAUGCGAGGCAGUCUGUGUCCUGGAGGUGCAGUUUCCAAGCUGACGGGCAAAGAAGGCCUCUUCUUCAAAGGUCCCGCCGUGUGCUUCGACGAAGAGCGAGGCGUCAACGAGGCAAUUCGCGACGGCCGCAUCGGCCACGGCUGCGUCGUCGUCAUUCGUUACGUCGGCCCCAGGGGUGCGCCGGGCAUGCCCGAGAUGCUGGCGCCCACAGCGGCCAUCAUGGGCGCGGGCCUCGGCAAGACAACGGCCCUCAUCACUGACGGACGCUUCUCAGGCGCCUCGCACGGCUUCUGCACGGGCCAUGUCGUGCCCGAAGCAGCGGACGGAGGACCUAUCGCCCUUGUUUGCGACGGGGACAUUGUCACAAUCGAUGCCGCCACUCGUCAGAUCAAUCUGCACGUCGAUGAGGCUACUCUCAACAGCCGGAGGCGAGAGUGGGAAAAGAGUGGCAAGAACCAGCUGCGAGUCAAGCGGGGUGCCUUGGCAAAGUACGCGAGGCUGGUCCACAACGCUUCUGAGGGAGCCAUUACGGACCUGUUUUGA